GUGGCCAUGUGAACCAGAGAUCACUGUCUAUAAAAUAACCAAGCUACUCGAGAAGAAGUUGCAGAAAAGCGCGCAGCAGGCAGAGAGAGCUUCGUAACCCCAUGGCAGAGGAGACUGGAGGCGGGAAUGUUAUUGAUCAGCCGUACGCUAAGGAUGGGUCAAUGGAUCUGAAGGGCAACCCUGUGCUGAGAUCCAAAACAGGAGGAUGGACUGCCUGUUCCUUUGUCGUAGUGUAUGAGGUCUUUGAGAGGAUGGCGUAUUAUGGGAUAUCGGCCAACCUGGUGAUAUAUUUGACGAAAAGGCUGCAUCAGGGCACGGUGGAGGCCGCCAACAACGUCACCAACUGGCAGGGCACCGUGUUCUUGACGCCGGUGAUCGGGGCCUACGUCGCUGACGCUUUUCUCGGAAGAUUUUGGACCUUCCUCAUCGCCAGCGCCGUCUAUCUAUCGGGCAUGUGUUUGUUGACGCUAGCAGUGUCCGUCUCACCACUGAAACCCGCAUACUGCAAAGAAAACUGUGAGUCAGCUACAACACUGCAGUUGGCUGUGUUUUUCGGGGGCCUCUACAUAAUUGCUCUGGGAAACGGUGGAACAAAACCUAACAUCUCCACCAUCGGAGCCGACCAGUUCGAUGAGUUCGACCCCAAGGAGAGGAUGCAUAAGCUCUCCUUCUUCAACUGGUGGAUGUUCAGCAUCUUUCUAGGCACAUUGUUUGCCCAGACAUUUCUGGUCUACAUACAGGACAACGUGGGGUGGACAGUGGGGUACGCAAUUCCAGCGCUCGGUCUCAUGACCUCCAUUCUCAUCUUUUUGGUUGGCACGCCUUAUUACAGGCACAAGGCGCCCCAGGGAAGCUCAUUCACCAGGAUAACAAAGGUCAUAGUGGCUUCCAUCAGAAAAUGGAAGCUUUCUCUUCCUAAUGACCCAAAGGAGCUUCAUGAGUUUGAUCUAGAAGUGUAUGCAAAGAAGGGAAAGUUCAGGAUCGACUCCACCAAUUCAUUAAGGUACCUCAACAAAGCUGCUUUAAAAGACGGCCGGAGUACUCCAUGGACGCUUUGUCCUGUGACGCAAGUGGAAGAAGCUAAACAGAUUCUGCGACUGCUGCCCAUCUUGGUCGCCAUGUUCAUCCCCUGCACCAUGAUCGCUCAGAUCAACACCCUCUUCGUCAAGCAAGGAACCACAAUGAAUCGUCACGUCGGACCAUACUUCCAGAUCCCCCCGGCAAGUCUGGGAGCAUUCGUGACCAUUUCCAUGCUAGUGUGUGUUGUUCUUUACGACCGUUUCUUCGUCAAGGUGAUGAGGCUGUGGACGAAAGAUCCAAGAGGGAUCACGAUGCUUAAGAGGAUGGGAGUUGGACUAGUACUUCAGAUCAUUACAAUGUCGAUUGCGUCACUGGUGGAGAGAAGGAGGCUGAGCAUUGCAAGAAGCCACGGACUCGAUAAAACAGUUGGGGAAGUACCGGUUACAAUCUUUUUGUUACUCCCUCAGUUUGUGCUCAUGGGAUUAGCCGAUGCCUUUUUGGUGGUUGGGAAGAUAGAGUUCUUCUAUGACCAAGCUCCGGAAAGCAUGAAGAGCCUGGGAACUUCCUACUCCUUGACGGCCACUGGAAUUGGCAACUUCCUCAGUAGCUCUCUCCUGAGACUUGUUGCUAGCAUAACGAGUAGCAGAGGAAGAGGAUGGAUCUUAAAUAAUCUGAAUGUCUCGCAUCUGGACUACUACUACGCGUUCCUCACGCUUCUCAGCGUCCUCAACUUCAUCUACUUCUUAUUUGUGUCUAAAGUCUACUCCUACAAGUCAGAACUACGUGAGUCGAUGGAUAUGAAAGCGGAAAAAGAAGCUUCAGUGGGUGACCAAAAAGUGGCAAUGGCUGAAAUGUAGUUGCUCAGGAAUCAGCAUCCACAAUUCGAAGAUAGGAUCAUCAUAUCUGUUUAUUAAUAAUGGAGUACCAGAAAUUAAGUGUGAUAUAAUUUAUAAUCCUAAAUCAAGGUUUCAUCCUACUGUAAUGUUAAUGUAAAUC
Messenger RNA from Zingiber officinale, 2016 nucleotides. RefSeq names its product protein NRT1/ PTR FAMILY 5.2-like. Gene Ontology annotation, molecular function: tripeptide transmembrane transporter activity; dipeptide transmembrane transporter activity. Lineage: Eukaryota; Viridiplantae; Streptophyta; Magnoliopsida; Zingiberales; Zingiberaceae. The transcript has 3 exons. Gene Ontology annotation, biological process: dipeptide transport; transmembrane transport. Gene Ontology annotation, cellular component: membrane. The record is from RefSeq and is a predicted model, not a curated record. Bases 102 to 1877 code for a protein of 591 amino acids.